Molecule: messenger RNA, 3146 nt
Organism: Carassius carassius (crucian carp)
Lineage: Eukaryota; Metazoa; Chordata; Actinopteri; Cypriniformes; Cyprinidae
Product: zinc finger protein 280C-like
Exons: 18
Coding region: 291-2930 (879 amino acids)
Biological process (GO): regulation of DNA-templated transcription
Molecular function (GO): RNA polymerase II cis-regulatory region sequence-specific DNA binding; DNA-binding transcription factor activity, RNA polymerase II-specific
Source: RefSeq, a predicted model, not a curated record
UUCCUGUGUGAUUUGUCGUUUCUCUCUGCAGGCGCUUGCUAUUUUUCUUGCUUUUUAGCACGUUAGCUUCCAGACAUAGCUGACCAAACGUACCUGCUAACGGUUUUCUGAAUAAUGUGCUAGAUCUAUGUCGAUGUAUGAAUGUCUCUGACUUCUUAGCGUUUGUCCAAUUCUUUCUUGACUGCAUUUUGAAGUACCAGCUGGGAGUAAAUGUUGUGAAUCUGAAUUAGCAUAUUAGCCGAUGUGUGUCCGCAGUAACAGUCUCGUGGCUGCAAGAGGUGGAUCACAGGAUGUCUGAGCUGUUUAUGGAGUGUGAAGAGGAGGAGUUGGAGCCGUGGCAGAAGGCAAUACCAGAAAUCAAUCUGAUCGAUGAUGAUGAUGAUGAUGAACCAAUAUUUGUCGGUGAAAUUUGUAGCUCCAAGCCUGCAGCCAACAAAAGACAAGGUGCUGUUAACCAACAGAACCAGAGGAAUGUCUCGGUUCAAAAACCCUCUACGUUGGCAUCAUCACAAAAUACUCCGCAAGUGCUAUCAAACCCCGCUAGGGUAGCUACAGGUCCUACAAUCAUGGUCAGAGGCUCUGCCCCGUCAGGAGGAAAUCCUAUCCUCAUCCCUCUCAACACAACUCUAGGACCUCAGACAGCCCCUCAACCCAUCAUUAUUAACAAUCAGGGUUACGUUGUGGCAUCACCACAGACUCUCAACAGCAACACCUCGUUCAUCAGCUCUCUGGGCUCACAGUAUCCACCAGGAACCACUGUCACGAUUGUGCCAGCAACAGGUCAGCAGAUGGUGCCGCAAGUCAUUGCUGCUUCAAAGCAGGGGGUCAUCCAUAGGCCUCAAGUGCAGCAUAUCCAGGACAAUGUGGUGACCUUGUCCAAUGUGCAAGCCCCGGCUAACCUUUCUCCUCUGUCCCAAACUACUUCAGGAUCUCGAAGCACAACAGGCAUUGUCCCAGCAACACUACCAAAAAGAAAAACUGUAUCCCUGCAAGCUAUGAACAGCAGAGAUAAUGGCAAAAUGAUAAAUGACACAAACAACAGUGGGUCCAAAGGAGGUAAGCUUGACAUGGCUGGGGAAAAUGAUUUCCCCUUCACAAAGAAGUGUCCCAGGUGUCAGAAUGCGUUUGCCUUUCAGCCUUUAAAAAAUCAUAUGAAGCUGUGCUGUCCUGAAUUGUUGGACUCUGUGUUCCCUUCAACAUCGAAGCCUGACAAUCAAGCCAGUGCGCUGAAAGUCUACGAGUCUGACAAAGGCAAACUCAUCAUGCUGGUUUCAGACUUCUACUAUGGGAAAUGUGAAGGGGAUCCAUCUCUGAUUUCCAAAUUCAAGUCCAACACCACGUUUAAGUGCAACAGCUGUUUAAAAAUGCUCAAGAACAAUAUCAGGUUCAUGAACCACAUGAAACACCACCUGGAGUUGGAGAAGCAGAACAGUGAGAGCUGGGAGAGUCACACUACGUGUCAACAUUGUUAUCGGCAGUAUUCAACUCCCUUUCAACUGCAGUGUCACAUAGAGAGUGCUCACAGCCCCUUCGAGUCCACCAGCAAUUGUAAAAUAUGCGAAUUGGCUUUUGAGACGGAGCAAGUGCUUCUGGAGCACAUGAGGGACAAUCACAAACCUGGAGAGAUGCCCUAUGCCUGUCAGGUUUGCAACUACAGGUCCUCCUUCUUCACUGAUGUGGAUAACCAUUUCCGCACAGUUCAUGAAAACACUAAAGACCUGCUUUGUCCCUUUUGCCUGAAAGUGCUUCGCAGUGGCCAUAUGUACAUGCAACACUACAUGCGACAUCAAAAAAAAGGGAUUCAAAGGUGUGGAAAGUGCAGAUUAAAUUUCCUCACCUAUAAGGAAAAAGUGGAACACAAAACUCACUUCCACCGAACCUAUAGGAAGCCUAGAAACCUUGACGGAUUGCCUCCAGGAACCAAGGUGACGAUUCGGGCCUCAGUUUCUGGUGCGCCAAUGUCUUCCGAAGCUUCAAGCAAGUCCUACAUCAUACCCACAAGUCCUGAAAUGACCAAACAGCCUGUUAAAACACCAGCAAACACAACCAAACCAAACAUAAAUGGAGGAAAGACGAAGACCACAAACCAGUUCAGCUGGAGCCCAAGCAUCCAAAAUAAUGAACUGAAAAGUCUAAAACUUCCGAGGAGAGGAAAUAGAUGUGUUGAGUGUCUCUCAGAGGUUAAGGACCCUUAUGUUCACUAUCCUUUAUCGCUGAGGUGCAAUAUAUGCAAGUUCAGAUCAAGUUGCCAGAAAGCCUUCCGACAGCAUAUGGUCAGGUUUCACAGCGGUUCUUCAAAAGAACGCUUUGGGAAAGUGAGGAAGCCUCCACGCGGAUUGCGGAGUCUAACACUGGUGUGUCUCAAGUGUGACUUUCUGGCUGAUGCCUCUGGAGCUGACCAGAUGACUGAACAUUUGCUCAACAGGCCGAACCACUCCUGCCAGGCCAUCCUGGAGCCAGUGACCAAUGGAGGAUCAGAAAUGAACAGGUCACCUGAGACCCAUGAUGACUCCAAACAACUCAUUCCCAUUAUACUAAAUCCUGAGGCUAGAGAUGAGACCGAACCCAUUCAGAUAGGUGAUGUAGAAGCUAUACCAAACAAGAACAACAUAACAGAGGAUGGGUCUGAGGUUCUCGGAGCUGAAAAGUGUGACCCAGACGAGGUAAAGGAUGACACAGUGGAGGCUGCAACCAAUGAUGUGUCAGUAGAGGAAUCACACAAGAGCCUUCCCUCUCACUCACCCUCUGAGGCUCCCGUCAGCCCGCUUUCUGCCCUCACAGAUGAAUGUGGCGUAACGCCCACUGAUUUUCUUUGUAAAACGGAUGAAACCGAGGGGAUGAGAACAGAAUCUCAACUGGAACCUCUCACUCCAUCCGAGGUGCUUGAGGACGAAGCCACUGAGGACUCACAAGUGGAGAUGAAUGGUUAACUGCAACCCAGUACAAUCAGAACCGAGGCAUCACUAGACAUAAGAAGCAGCAGUUCCCCACAGACUCACCCCCUACCCUAUUUUUUUUUAAUAAAACAUGCAUUAAUAGGAACUCUUUUUCCAAAUACAUGAUUAAAUGAAAGCAUACUGUGCUGAAACAUGACUUUAAAUUCUCUUAUACUAUACAAGUACUUUAUUUCUGUACUUAUGUAAGGU